Molecule: messenger RNA, 1001 nt
Organism: Xiphias gladius (swordfish)
Lineage: Eukaryota; Metazoa; Chordata; Actinopteri; Istiophoriformes; Xiphiidae
Gene: dnali1
Product: dynein, axonemal, light intermediate chain 1
Exons: 6
Coding region: 91-858 (255 amino acids)
Cellular component (GO): filopodium; axoneme
Molecular function (GO): dynein heavy chain binding
Source: RefSeq, a predicted model, not a curated record
CAACAAGCAACGAUAUUGAACCGAAACCCAAACCAAGAAGCUUCUGGUUUUAGUGUAUAGCUUUAGUAUUAUUUUUCAUAGCAAAACACUAUGAUUCCACCGGCCGAGUCUCUCCUGAAAUACAGCAAUCCAGUUUUGGUCAGCAAAAGUACGGACAGGAAAUCACCGAAGGGGCGUCCUUUGAGAGUGAGCCCUCAGCAGCCUGUUGACUCUAGCCCUGUUCCACCUCCUCCUAAACCCAAAUCAGCCUCCACAGAGGCCACCAAGCAGGAAAAUGAGGAGAUCCUGAAUGCCAUCCUUCCACCAAGGGAAUGGACGGAGGGGAACCAACUGUGGGUGCAGCAAGUGUCAAGUGCACCUUGUACAAGAACGGAUGUCGUGCACCUAGAGGAACUCCUGGACACGAAGCUGCAGCAAAGGCAGGCCAGAGAAACUGGCAUCUGCCCUGUCCGCAGGGAGCUCUAUUCCCAGUGCUUUGAUGAGCUAAUCCGACAGGUGACCAUCAACUGUGCUGAGAGGGGUCUGCUGCUGUUGCGGGUCAGAGAUGAGAUUCAAAUGACUAUUGCUGCCUACCAGACCCUGUAUGAAAGCAGUGUGGCUUUCGGCAUGAGGAAAGCACUGCAGGCUGAGCAGGGCAAGGCUGACAUGGAGAAACGAAUCGCUGAUCUGGAGAAUGACAAACAAGACCUGAAGAAACAAAUGAACGAACAGAAAGCCAGAUGUGAUGCGACUGAAAAGAGAGAAAAUGAAAGGCGACAGGUGGAGGAAAAGAAGCAAACAGAGGAGAUACAGUUCCUGAAGAGAACCAACCAGCAACUCAAGACCCAACUGGAAGGGAUCAUUACACCAAAGAAAUAACUUCAAAAACUGAGAUGCCAUUUCCCAGUACAGAAUGUUACUUUGUCUUUUGUCUCGUUUCCCAAUAAUAUCAAUUAAUGUAAACUGAGUGUGAUUAGCAAAUAUUUUAUUUUUCUUUAACAGCAUGACAAGUACAAUUACUG